Bombyx mandarina (wild silkworm) is the source of this 1840-nucleotide messenger RNA. RefSeq lists its product as uncharacterized. The record is from RefSeq and is a predicted model, not a curated record. NCBI's taxonomy places the organism in Eukaryota, Metazoa, Arthropoda, Insecta, Lepidoptera, Bombycidae.
GGAGCCAAGCUUCACGAUGAGGCUCUCCCUGGUUUUUGAAUUACUUUUGAUAUUCGUGCUGCUAGCAUUCGCAGCCUCGAAAAGUGUCAAAAAACAAAACCAAAGGAAAAGCAUUCAGAACAGAAACGACGAGGACAAACCCGAUGAUGAUGGCAUUAACAAGUAUUGCAAGUGUUCCGAGGCAUUUUGCAACUGUUGCCGGGAUUUUUCCGUUCCGGUUAUAAAUUUAAAUGGCCCAGGAUGUGCGACUUUAAUGUAUCUGAAUGGCGAUAAAAUGUCGGUAUCUCUGAGCUUCGGUAAAAAGGUGAUCACGAACAGAACUCUAUCAAGUCGCAAGCCGAGUCCUGUUUGCAUGCCUUUACCUGGAGGCAUAUCAAAGUUCUGUGGACGAGUAUAUAAUAUUGCACGAGCUGGAGAAGAGUUUCGAGCGUGUUUAGGUCUAGAGCUGCAGGCAAAGAGUACUGUGGAGGCAGCAGUUAGAGUGUCAUGCUUCAAGUUUGGGCCCCGUGGAGUGACGUCGGAGCCGGCAGAUCCUCUUCCGCUUGUUCCUCAGGAUGAAAAGGAGGACGAUGAUGACGAUGAUGAUGACGACGACGACUUUGGUCUCAGUGCUGAUGACGAUGAUGAAGAAGAAGACGAUGAUGAUGAUGAUGAUGAAGGCGAACUAGACGCCGUUAACGAUGUAGAAAGUGCAGAUUAUACAGGGUUUAGUCUCUUGGGCGAAGACAUUUUAGGUGAUCUGUUUGGUUCCUCCGGUGGUAAAAAACCCAAUAAAAUUAAAAAGAAGCAAGCUCCUGCGGUUACUUCUACGACUUCGACAACUACGAGACGCCCUCGACCCUCUCGCCGCCCAUCAAGAAGACCAACACGAACAACAACUCCUUUACCAAUCAGAUCCACUACUGUAAGAGUUCGCCCAGUCAACGGUAAUCGCCGAACUACUCGCCGGCCCACUAGACGUCCAGGCAAUGGAGGGCGUCCGCAAAGGCGGACAACCACUGAAUCUACAUCUACCUCAAUAUCCACAACUACAACAUCAGCUCCAAUAGCCAUUGCAUCCGAUAUACCUGUGGUUCAAACAACGGAGAACAUAGCUAUUAUUAGCAGUAUAAAUACCGAAAAAUAUGAGCCUGUAGCUAUCAUAGAUCAGAAAGCUGAGCCAACGAUGAAAAUAACUACCCCAAAUAGUGUAACUGAGUUCAUUCAAGAUCCCAGUUUGGAGAUGUCUUUAGCGCAUAUAACCGGUCAAUUAUCAUCUAUGCAAGUCACACCAUUACAACCAAAUAAUGAAAAGGAGUCUAACUUACCGAAAAUAGAGUCUGAUAUGAAAUACGAAAAGGUAGAAACGCUCACUCCCAAAACUCCAUCAACUGUUGCUUUUGAUGUUACACCAGGAGAAGCUGUAAGCGAUGAUAUGAUACAGAUAGUCCAAAGUCUCGAUUCAAGUUCAGAAGAAAUUUCACCCACAAAAGAAUCAAUAACUGCAGACGAAAGUCGAGGACACUUUUAUAAUUUUGGUUCUCAUUAUGAAGGCCUUACCUUACCCAAAAAGAAAAACAGAAAUCCACAGUUUGCACUAGAGGAUUUGGAUGUUUUAGAUCUAACUGAAAUCGGUGAAAAUAUCGGUGAUCAAUUUGGUAUAUUUGGUGGCAAAAAGAGGCAGAAUAAACUUAAGCCAAACAAACAUCGUGACGGUAGAGACGAUGAUGAGUAUGAUGAAAUGUUUGAUGUCAUUUCGCUUGAUGCUUUAACGCGAAAAUCUGAUACAGGUAACAAAGAUAUUAAAAAAGAUCGAAGAAGACAAAACAAAAUGAUGAGAGACUUAUGGCCGGAGGCAUGA